AUGGAAAGGACCAAUUAUUUCGAUCCCUAUGUUUGGCGGAAAAGUGCACAUCGUCGGCUCUCCGGGACUGAUAAACUCUCUUCAGAGACAGGGCAAGACGGCUUCUUCUGGUAUUUAGAGGCCCGGUUUACAGCUGAGCUCGGGGGGCUGAGCGGAGAGGGAACGAAGAAACUGGUUGCCAAUUUAGAGCCAGCGUCCGAGAAACCUAGUCUCUUGGUAGAGGGAUUGAAAGCCACACAGCAGGCAAUCUCUCCUCUUGGUGGAGCCCGUCUUGAUAAUUUGGCAAAUGGAGCAGGUAAUAUUAACCUAAAUACUGAUCUUUGGGCAUGGGUUCAGCAUGAAAUAACGGUUGCCACAACGGAAAGCGUCUACGGUCCCGAAAAUCCAUAUCGAGAUUCAAAGGUGGAAACUGGGUUCUGGGACUUUGCCGAUGACAAUGUCACGCUCCUGUUGACAAAGUUUCUCCCAAAUUUUGUUGCCUCCAAAGCCAUCAAAGGUCGAGCCAUAGUGGUAGGGGCAAUGAGUCGUUACUUUACUAAUGGCGCCCAAAAGAAUGGUUCAUCGCUGGUCAAAGCAAGAUAUUUAAGUCUAUCGACUGAGAUGAGCCAUGACGAUCUUGCCAAGUUCGAAUGUGUCAAUGGCAUUGCAAUAAUGACCAAUACGGUUCCUACAGCUUUCUGGACAGUCUUUCAAAUAUUUUCUGACCCCGAGCUUCUUGAGGAAGUUCGGGAGCAAGUGCGAGAAAUAACAACCACCACGCAAUCGCUGGAGACGGGUAUUUUGGAGAGCAAGAUCAACCUUCGCAGGCUAAAAGAUGCACCAAUACUCUUCUCCGCUCAACAAGAAACAUUACGAUUCCGAGCUACUGGCACACAACCGCGUAUGGUCAUGGAAGAUAUGAUAGUUGGAGAUAACGAGUAUCUCCUUAGGAAGGACUCAAUGGUGAUCAUAGCCAAUAGAGCAUUACACUAUGACAAGAAGACCUGGGGAGAGACCGCCGAUUCAUUUCGCGCGAAUCGUUUUUGCGGCAAGGUUCCGGGACAUGCUUUCCGAGGCUUCGGCGGAGGUUUAAACUUGUGUCCCGGGCGAGGUUUCGCUAUGGUAGAGGUGGCAGCGCUCAUGGCAAUGCUAGCAAUGAGGUUCGACUUAGUGCCAGUAGGGGGAAGCUGGUCUGAACCUGGCCAGGAACUCAACAACAUGUCCCUUCGGGUUGCUCCACCUAGAAGGAAAGUGAUGGUCAGUAUAGUACCAAGAGAGGUAUCAGGUAAACAAAAAUGGUCUCUUGAGUAA
Botrytis byssoidea is the source of this 1290-nucleotide messenger RNA. RefSeq lists its product as uncharacterized. Lineage: Eukaryota; Fungi; Ascomycota; Leotiomycetes; Helotiales; Sclerotiniaceae. The record is from RefSeq and is a predicted model, not a curated record. The transcript has 3 exons. Bases 1 to 1290 code for a protein of 429 amino acids. Gene Ontology annotation, molecular function: oxidoreductase activity, acting on paired donors, with incorporation or reduction of molecular oxygen; iron ion binding; heme binding.